UUUCACUCAUUCUUUGGCACUACUUCCCUGGGUAAGUGGUGCUGGAGGAAUCUGAAGUAUGUCCCUCUGGCCUUUUACCUCCCCACUGAUAUGUGCCUGGCCACGCCUGUGGAUCAGUGUUUACAGGCAACCCAUUUACUGGACACAAAGCCCAGGAAGGACUCUCAGAGGCAACCUGGCAACCAACCCAAGACCUCCCUUCCACAGAGUGGCAACUGUCACAGACUCCAGGGCGGGCUCUGGCACUGGAGUCCAGGGAGGGACAGUCAAUCUCUUACUUACUCUUCUCUUGUCUUGAGGCACCAUGACCCCUGAGGGGACUCUUUGCUGCAUGUAACCAAGGGCCAAGGCAGAGUGGGACUUCAACCUCGCACUUCUCGGUGGCCUUUUAUACAGUUGUUAGGAUGCUAGACUCCUCCGUGGCAGAUCAGAUGACCCGGCUGACAUUGCAAGUCCUGGAACAGAUGCUGGAACAGGAACGUGAAAGCAUGGACAGAGCAGGACAGCAGGAAAAGCCAGACACUGCCUUGCAGAGUGCUUUGAGGAGAAGGAGAGACCUUCUGCAGAAACUCUGGGAACAGCAGCUGAUGAAUGAGCACUCCCCGGCCCAUGCCUGGAGGAGGACACAGGAGAGGACCACGGUGCCAGCCCUGAACCCAGAGUUGCCUCCCGUGAAUGCCUUCCCUGCUGCCUCCCCACCUUUGCCCCAACCACCAGAGCCACCAAGGGUCAUCCAGGCUCCGGUCCCCCAGCCUCCUGCCACCAUCAUUCAGCAGCUACCCCAGCAGCCACUGAUUGCACAGAUUUCUCCUCCUCAGGCCUUUCCCACUCAAAGAUCGGGAAGUAUCAAGGAAGACAUGGUGGAGAUGAUGCUAAUGCAGAAUGCACAGAUGCACCAGAUCCUCAUGCAGAACAUGAUGCUCAAAGCUCUGCCACCUGGGCCCACAGGGCCACGUGCCACGACCCUCCAGGACCAACGAUGGGUGCACCAUGGAGUCUUGCGAGCUGAAAGGCAGAAGCCACCCCCAGUGCACCACCACCACCACUAUGCACCCCCCGCCCAGCUGCAGGCUGCCUCCACAGGCGCCCCUUCGGGAUAUUCGGGGUGGCCUCCAGUGGUUGCAGCCACUGCCCUCCCACAUGCAGCCAGCUUCUUGCCCACUGUGAGCCACCUGACUGAGCCGACUACCUCCCAUGCCAGCUACCCCUAGCACGGAGGUCUAGAGGGAGGAAGCUAGUGUCUUGCAGCAGGUCAGAGGCAAGAUGGUUCCGAGUUGCCAGUUAGCCUGCGUGGACCUUCCCUGUGGCUGACCUGGCUUCCACACAGUGAAGACAGUGAUGAGAUGUCCACGUGGAUGAACAAGACAAGGCAACACCCUCCCCAGGGAGCUUCAGGGUGGUUGACAUCCCCUUCCUACAGAACCACCUUUCAGUGUGCCUUAGGGUAUGAGUUCAGAGAAUCUAGUUUUUGUUAAAAGCAUCAAUUAAAGACCUCGCACAAUU
Molecule: messenger RNA, 1503 nt
Organism: Peromyscus leucopus (white-footed mouse)
Lineage: Eukaryota; Metazoa; Chordata; Mammalia; Rodentia; Cricetidae
Product: chromosome 16_21 C21orf58 homolog
Exons: 8
Coding region: 405-1211 (268 amino acids)
Source: RefSeq, a predicted model, not a curated record